Portunus trituberculatus (swimming crab) is the source of this 1713-nucleotide messenger RNA. It is a transcript of the gene Amacr, whose product is annotated as alpha-methylacyl-CoA racemase-like. Gene Ontology annotation, cellular component: mitochondrion. The record is from RefSeq and is a predicted model, not a curated record. Lineage: Eukaryota; Metazoa; Arthropoda; Malacostraca; Decapoda; Portunidae. The transcript is spliced from 8 exons. Gene Ontology annotation, biological process: bile acid metabolic process. The coding region runs from base 204 to 1352 and encodes 382 amino acids. Gene Ontology annotation, molecular function: alpha-methylacyl-CoA racemase activity.
GCUCGGGUUGCAGUUACAGCCUCGCCGCGACCUAAAUCUUAUCACCGUGUCCUUUGCUCCGUGUUAUCUCUCUUCAUAGUUGCUGCUGCCAUCAUCUUUACACGUCUCUGCAAGGUGUUAGUUAUUUGAUGCCCCUGGCCACACCACAGUAGUCUGGAGGAGUGUGUGUGUAGUGUAAAUAGGUGUGUGGAAGGUUUAUCUGAAUGGCUCUGCGAGGAGUGCGGGUGGUGGAGCUGGCUGGCCUGGCUCCGGCUCCAUUCUGUGGCAUGAUUAUGGCUGACUUUGGAGCAAACGUCAUCAGGAUUGAUAAGACCAGAGGACCCGACCAGGACCGGCUGGGACGAGGCAAGCGGUCGGUGGCGCUGGACCUGAAGAAGCCAGAGGCUGUGAGUGUGGCUCGCAAGCUGUGUAGCAGUGCUGAUGUUCUCAUCGAGCCUUUCCGAAGGGGGGUCAUGGAGAAGCUUGGACUGGGGCCAGACACCCUCCUCCAAGACAACCCAGGGCUCAUCUAUGCCAGGCUGACUGGAUUUGGCCAGUCAGGGCCAUGUGCAGACAUGGCUGGCCAUGACAUAAACUAUGUUGCCUUAUCAGGUUUACUGUCCAUGUUGGGUCGCAAAGGUGCACCGCCAACACCACCCAUCAACCUCCUGGCAGACUUUGCUGGUGGGGGGCUCUUGUGCGCGCUGGGCAUCAGCCUGGCACUUCUAGAACGCUCCAAGUCAGGAAAGGGACAAGUGAUCGACGCCAACAUGGUGGAGGGCGCUGCAUAUGUUGGUUCAUGGAUAUACUCCUCUCAGGGAAUGUUCUUGUGGGGCAAACCUCGAGGAGAAAACUGGCUGGACUCUGGCUCACACUUCUACGACACAUACGAGACCAGUGAUGGCAGACACAUGGCCGUGGGGGCCAUUGAACCUCAGUUUUACCAGGAACUGAUCUCCCUGCUGGGCCUUGAUGCAGAAGAGGUGGGACAGUUUGAUGAGCCUGAUGAGAUGAAGAAAAUAAUUGCUGCAAGAUUCAAGGAGAAAACGCAAGCAGAAUGGACCAAAGUGUUUGAAGGGAAGGACGCCUGUGUGACUCCUGUACUGAGCAUGGAGGAAGCACCCCACCACCCUCACAACAUCGCCAGAAACUCCUUCAUUCCAUCCAUGUACUCCCCGGACCACUACGAACCCCGCCCUGCCCCGAUCCUCUCCCGCACCCCUGCUACCCUGGCGCCUGGACUGAGGCCACCACAGAUAGGGGAGCACACCACUGACAUUCUCACUGAGGCCGGCUACUCCAAGGAAGCUAUUGACGAACUAUUAGCACAAAAGAUUGCUGUUGUCCAUGCCAGAGGCAAGGCAAAGUUAUAGUGUGUGUGUGUGUGGCUGUGUGUCAUUGAAGUGAAUUUGGACCUACCAUUAUUUUUCUGUACAUAUGUUAAUGGCUAAUUCAGUUAUACCUGUGUGAAUGGAGAAUGUAAUGGAAUAUAUGAACCUACUUGUGGAUUCUGUAGUUUUAUAGAAAGAUGGAAAUAUUUUCAAUAAUAACUUUAAAAAGGAACUGUGAUGGAUCUUCAAAAUAUCUGAAGAGAACUAAUUAUAAGUAUAUUCAAUAUGAUUUAACUUUCAUAAACAGAGAAUAAGUAAAUUUUAAAGUUUAUUAUAGUUACAGUGUAAUGUAUUCGUGUAAUGGUAUAUAUUUUUAUGUGUAAAUAAAUAUAAAUUGAGUGUU